AUGGCGUUGCAGGACGAAUGCAAGAUACAGGGCUACUUGACAGUGAAGUCAACGUUGAACACGAUGAAAGCCCACGGCUAUGGCAUCAAACCAGGUUCUGUUGAGCGAAAAGGAGGAGGCAUGGAUAUUGGAACUCUGACGUUUGAAGCGGAGAAGUUGGACCAACGCCUGUACGGCAUAGUUCCUUCCAUUUGGUCAGAACCCUCGACCGGCCUGGUGGUCGCCGCCGCUCUGAGUGCUUUGAUGGUGCUAGGUGUGGCCACAGUGCUUGUGAUUGCGCGGUGGCAAAGCCGCCAGCGUAUCAUUGCUUCAGUUGCAAUCGAGCAAGGCGCUGAGCAGAUGCUAUCAGAAACCGAUGAGGCCUAG
Molecule: messenger RNA, 366 nt
Organism: Effrenium voratum
Lineage: Eukaryota; Dinophyceae; Suessiales; Symbiodiniaceae
Source: the annotation of a GenBank genome assembly